AUGCAGCCGCCGAACGUGCCGCCGCAGCAGCAGCUGCACCAGCAACAGCAGCCCGUGAUGUGUGCGGGGGCUCCCUACGGGCAACCCUCCGCGCCUCAUCAGCAACAGCUGCCACCACAGCAGUUACCCCAACAGCAUCAGCAGUCAAUGCCGCCCCAGCAGCAGCAGCAGCAGCAGCCUCCGGCUCCUGCUCCGAGCCCACCGCCUGGUUUUCCCGCUGCAGCGACACCUCGGUUUCUGUUUAAUUUAAGUGCUGCUGCUUUCACGCUGCAUACACAAACCCAGAGAGGCCCUCCCCCGACUCCGCAACAGUUGCAGCAGCUGAUUUAUCCGCCAGAGCCAGUUAUGUUGUGUGUGUUGGGCUCGUUUACACGGAACAAAACAGUGGGGAAAUCUGUUAUCCUGGCACGCGCCUUCCGUCCUUUAGAGGGAGACUUUUCCCACCUCGUGCCGCAGCUACUCACUUCCUGCCCUGAAGUUGCACUUCCUGCUUUCCCCCCGCAGUCUUACGCACAGAAUCAAGGAGACCGACAGCAACAGCAGCAGCAACAGCAGCAACAGCAGCAGCAACAGCAACCGCAACAAUUGCAGCAUGGGCAGAUGCCGCAACAUUCUAUGCCAUAUGGGGCCCCGCAGCAAUCGCUGCAGCAACAACAGCAGCAGCCACCGUAUCUGCAACAGCAGCAGCCACAGCCGUACGGCCAGCAUAUACCGUACGCUCAACAGGAGCAGCUACUGCACCCGCAGCAGCAGCAGCCGCCAUAUGGACAACAGCAACAGUCAUACGGGCAAGCACCGCCGCCACAACAGCAGCAGCAGCAGCAGCAGCAGCCCAUGAAUCCCUAUUUGCCGCCGCAACAACAGCAGCAGCGACAGUUGCCACCCCAGCAGCAGCCUCAACAACAUCAGCAGGUGUAUGGACCGCCACCUACAGCUUACCAGCAGCCCUUGCAGCAACAACAGCAGCAGGGAGAGGGAGACACGUACGGCCCGGUACGUGGAGCGACACACGGCACUGUCCAAAGGGCCCUGCCGUAUGGCCAGCCUGCCACUGCUGCAAGUGUUGCUGCUGCGGGUCGUGCGCCUGGUGAUGCAUUCGUGGCUAUCAAGGAUCUCUCUGCGUAUAUCACGAGAUGGACUAUACGGGGGAGAGUAGAUGCAAAAGGGGAAUUGCGCUCUUUUACAAACGCAAGAGGCCCGGGGCAAGUGUUCAGCCUCGAGAUCAGGGACAAAGAUGGUGUAAUUAGGGCAUCAUUUUUUGGUGCUGCAGCAGAGCGGUUCUAUGCGCAGCUGGAGGAGGGCAAAGUAUAUUCGUUCAAGGGUGGGCACGUGAAGCCGAAGAAUGAGCGAUUCAACAAAACGCCCCACCCAUACGAACUGACAUUCGAUGAGAAAGCAGUAAUAACCGAGAUACAAGAAACACGAGAUAUACCUUUUGUUGCUACUCCUCUGGUAACCAUAAAGUCUCUGGAGGCCGCGGAAGUUGGGUCCGUUGUUUCUGUCAUUGGGGUUGUUCAUGACUUCAAGGACGUACAAACCAUCACACUCAGAGCUUCGGGGCAGCAGAAGGAAAAGAGAGACAUACACCUGGUAGAUGAGGACGGUGUUUCUGUCUGCCUUACGCUAUGGGGGCCCCGCGUUCAUUGUCUAAGCCCUGAGCAGUUCGCCAGCAAGCCCAUUGUUUUAGUCAGAAACGCGAAGGUGGGAGAAUGGGGAGGCAAGAAGCUGGAGUGGCAAAGCAGCACAAGACUUGACACUGCUGUAGAUACCCCUGAGGCAAAGAGACUUGCCCAGUGGUGGGCUCAGACAGGCAGCAGCUGCAGCAGCUUCCCUGCUCUCGCGGGCGGCCUCGGCGGCCCUGGUAGAAAUGAGCCACUCAAAACUUUAGACAGAAUAUCUCAAGAAGCAGCACAGGCAGACCCGGCGCUUUUGUCUGAGAAGGGCCUUUUCUUUUCUACCAUCGCCACCAUCGAGCGAAUUGCGGACGACAGGUUCUCAUGGCCGGCAUGCCCAGACUGUCGGAAGAAGAUGCAGCAGAUGCAAGAAGGUGACCCCUCUAGCAUGUGGCAGUGCAGCAGCUGCAGCAAGCAAUGUAACGAGCCUGUGCAGACAUAUCUGCUGAAUAUUACAUUAGCAGACUGCAGCGGGAGCAUUCGGGUUUCGGUCAUAGGGGAGAAAGCUGAAGUGCUUAUGGGCCCCAUCAAGGCAGCGCAGCUUAGGGACAUGCAAAUCCAGCAGAGCCUCGACAACAGGGGACGCAGCUUCAAUGAUGUAUUCGCAGACGCGUCCCUCACCGCUGGGGAUAAGGGUUACUCGGAAAGGCAUGGGGGCUUCGAUUGCGGGGUUGUUGUGGGAUCUGCAUUUGGUGUUCAGGAGUGGCUGUUGAAGUUGCGAGCUGCAUCUGAGACAUAUCUGGACGAAAGCAGAAUUAAGUUUCGAGUCAUUGCUGCAGAGCCGCUGCAGCAGAGACUGAAGGAAGCGACCAGCGAAAACAUAAGCAUCACAGAGCGCAUACUUAACAGCAAGCUAAAGUCCUAA
Eimeria tenella is the source of this 2538-nucleotide messenger RNA. Its product is annotated as Replication protein A 70kDa DNA-binding subunit, related. Gene Ontology annotation, biological process: regulation of transcription by RNA polymerase II. The coding region runs from base 1 to 2538 and encodes 845 amino acids. Gene Ontology annotation, molecular function: chromatin insulator sequence binding. The transcript is spliced from 14 exons. Gene Ontology annotation, cellular component: chromosome. Lineage: Eukaryota; Apicomplexa; Conoidasida; Eucoccidiorida; Eimeriidae. The record is from RefSeq and is a predicted model, not a curated record.